AUGCAUUCUUUUUACUAUUUUGCAGAUAUCAACGAGUGUGAGACUGAAAAGCAUCACUGCGACUCCAAUGCUUUCUGUAAGAACACUAAAGGCUCCUACAUUUGUACAUGCAAACCAGGAUAUACCGGAAACGGCGUUAACUGCACAGGUAAAAUAAGGAAGCGAAAACCUCCAGCUGAUAUCACUGAAUAACCUAAUAGGAAAGCAUUUCUAUUCAAUAAAUGUUUUCCAGUUCCAUUAAUUAAGGUGUAUGUUACAUGUUUAGGGUUUCUUUAAAUAGUUCCAACAUGAUAGCAUCUGAGAGGCCGCUUGUGAACAGGCUCACUUGUCCGAGUUUGGGGUGUAUUAAUGCGGCGGUGCCGUCAGCGGGAGCCGGCAAAACAGGCGAUAAAAAUAGAGCGAUUCUCCAUGCCAAUUCCAUACUCAACGUCAAAAAAAUAUUUGCAUAUUCGGCAACUAUCAUUUGCUUGAUCUGCGGGUUUUGUCGCCGCUUUUUUCCCUUUCUUCCAUAUAUGACUAUCUUUUGCUAUUUGCCUCAAAAUCUCCUGGUGCAACUUUCUGUUAUUUUUGUUCACAAUUUUUUUUGUUCCUAUUAGAUAGUACUUGAAAUCUCUUAAGGGGCGAAAUUAAAAAAGAAACUUAGCUCGUCUGCAGGCGCGCUUUUCCUCGUCCCAUUCUUCUUGCCAGCUAGCGCUGGUGGCUCCAUGCACCGCCAAGGCAACCCCAAACUCGCACAAGUGAGCCUGCUCGCAGACUAGUUUGCCGUUUAUCACGUGAUAGUCGUUACUUAGUUAUUUAUUCACAACGUUACAAACUGCGUACUUCUGGUCUUCAUUAGGCGAUUGUGUCGAGUAUGGGUGGUGUAAUAGUUCCCCCGUAGUUGCUAGUGAUUAGCAUUACGAGCCUCAUUUAUGGUUGGUGGGUUUUCCACCAACCAUGCGGUCCGCAGUGGUACUAAUCUGCAGCUGUGUAGUCGAUAUCUGAUAGUGGUUACCCACGCUUCUGGAAUCUCAAUUCAGGGAGUGUGAAAAUAAGACGAUAUCGUUAAUUUCUGGCAUGUGUCUAGUAAUCCUGCUUUCCAGCAAAACUGCGUAGUCUGAAAUGUCACACGUCUCCAUCCCUUAAUCCAUGGGGGGCGCGUCUCUCUCCCCCGCGCCUUUCACGGGUUAGGGAGUGGAGACGAAUGACAUUUCAGUCUACGUAUGGACAUUUACGUUCAUCCAGGAAUUAAUAAAGAAGGUAUACAGAGAAAACACAUUUUCCUUUUGUGGGUAGGGAAGGACAUAACGAACAAACUCUUAGUUUUCUCAUGAAAUGGUGUGUCGUCUCCGGCUUAGCCACUUCCGUUAUUGUGGCACGCAAUCAAGGAAAAAGGUAAUCAUCAAAAUGAUUUUCUAGGAAAGAUUUCAACAGAUGAUUAAAGGAAUCAUUCAGUAAAAAUUAUAUUCUUCUAAAUAAAUCAAUGCAUUCUAUUUGCUAUUUUACAGACAUAAACGACUGUGAGACAGACACGCAUCACUGCAGCUCCAAUGCUUUCUGUAACACUAAAGGCUCUUACAUUUGUACAUGCAAACCCGGAUAUAUCGGAAACGGCGUUAACUGCACAGGUAAAAUAAGGAAGCGAAAACUCUCAGCGUUUCUAUUCAAUGAACGUUUUCGAGUUCCAUUAACUUAAAGGUGUAUGUUACAUCUUCAGGGGUUUCUUUAAAUAGUUCCAACAUGACAGUAUUUGAUAGGCCGCUUGUGAACAGGCCCACUUGACGUACCGAGUUUGGGGUUAUGGUAUAUAUUAAUGCGGCGGUGCCAUCGGCUGGAGCCGGCGUAUCCUGUGAUGAGAAUAAAGCGAUUCUCCUGUUCCAUACUUAUUAAACGUUAACGUUAAAAAAGUAUUUGCAUAUUCGGCAACAAUCAUUAGCUGGUUUUGUUACGGCUUUCCCCCCUUUUUUUCUUGACCAUAUUUUGCUAACUGCCGCAAAAAUCUCCUUGUGCAACUUUCUGUCAAUUUUGUUCACAUUUUGCUUUGUUCCUGUUGCAUAGUAUCUUGACACCUCUUAAAGAAAUUAAAGAAUAUGCUCAACCUAAAACUGUCGGUUCCUACACACUUGAAAUUCAUUAUGCCAUGCUUAUUUUCAGAAUUUAUGAGUUCGUCUAUUUUGAACAGCGGUGAUUACUAUUUUCGUCAUUUGGGCAAUUUUCUGGAGAAUGCGGUUGGGGACAUUUCUCACUGGCUACUGUGCUGGCGUGCUACAUUGCAUGGCUGGAGUGUCAGUCAGUUUCAUAGUCGCUGCGAUGGAAAGAACGACACUGUUACCUUCAUAAGGAAUGGCAAUUUCAUCUUUGGCGGAUACACGGAUAUUCCUUGGGGUAAGAAAAACUAAAUAAAUUCCCUUAUUUUAUAUCGUCCUUUUCUCCUGCACUGUAACAGCUCUACUUGCACUGCUUAUUGAGAAUUAAACUCUUUGUUUGUUAGGUUGAAACGUCACUCUGGGUUUGUGCUAUGCCAGCAUGGGUCUUUACGCCCGAUAUGUCUGGUCACCCCCUACCAAGAUUGGGGGUGUGGGGACUUUUCUUAGGGCCGGUCACUCCUCUCUUUAAAACUAUUAAGGAAAAAAUAUUUCUUACAGUGUGCCACUCUAGGAGUAGCUUGACCUCCUGCCAAGUUCCAGAUGAUAAAUAGGUGUUUUUUUAUAAAACCUUCGAGUCUUCGAACUUCCGGUUAUUAAAACCAACUUUCAUUUCCCUUGGACGUUCGAAAAAUCGGGAUUCCUUUGUAUUCAUACGUUCUGUUUGUUUGUUUGUUUGUAAGAAUCCUUUAGUGGCUUUGGAAUCGCUUCCAAAACUUUCAAUUUUCCCUUCAAAAAUAAAAAACGGCUGGCUCCGUUUGUGAGUAAAGUGGAGACACCAGGAAAGGCUCUUUCCAGGGAUUCAGCGUAUGGUCCAUGUUUUUGGCUGAAACAUCGGGUCAUUGCUAAUAGCCCACGUUAGAUAAAUUGGAAUUUUAACUACAGCACUCCAAGGCUUCAGUGACAAAACUGCGAAUUCUUCACGACUAUUGUCUCGCAAUUUCCAGAGGAGACUUGAGCAAAAAGACAACCAAACCAAAUAUAGAAAUAUGACCAGAAGGUGUCGGGGUCAUGUUAGAAUUUUGUGACAGGUCUGUGAAAUAAUGGGAUCUGACAGACAUUGGAUUAAACAGACUUGCGGAUCGUGCCAUUUCAAAGGCAAAAAAGCUAAAUGUAGUGUUGCCGGUGAAUGCGUCAAAUUUUUGUUACGGAAGCUACCGACCCGUUAUAGUGUGUGUCAUGUGUCCUAACGGAAUAUGCAAAGCAAAACCAUAUAUUUUUUAUACGGACAGUCAGUAAAGCCUGGCCGAGUGUCCUUGUCCUUGACAUUCUGUAUCAGAGUGGUGGGCCAACAAGAUUGUCCGUAAUAAAACGGAGUCCGCAUGUCCGUAUGUCUAGUAUCGAUCCAGUGGUUCUAAUUUACAUGUAGAGCAGAAUCAGUUUAUUGCUAUUCUGAGAAAUCUCCUGUUAUUAAGUUUGGUAGGCUCGUAAGUUAUUCCACCAUUAAGAAAUAAUGGCGUUAAAAGUGAAACGCUUGCUAAAAGAACUCGAAUCCUUCAGGUUGUUGAUUCCCUGAUCAUUUAAUAGGGCUAUCAGUCAGUUACCUGACUGGAUUAAUAGAUAUUCGUUUAAAUAACAGGGCAAAAGCAAAGUGAACUCUGGUGGAUGUAGAAAAAUGACGUCAUUUUUAAUCGUGAAAAUGGGCUAUUAUGGUCUGUAAUAAAAUGAAUUCAAACUUGAAAUUAAUUUUUUUUAUUGAAGCAAACGUGAAAGCAUAUAUGACAAUUUUGUUUGUUGUUUUUAUUAUUAUUAUUAUUAUCAUUAUUAUUAUCAUUUUCUUUAUUUUAUGUACUUUUGGUUUCUCAGAAUCCAGUAGUGGCUAUAGCGCUACUUCCGAAGCGUUUAUUUUUUCGCUCAACAAUAAUGAAGGCUUGGCACCGUUUGUGAGCAAGAUGAAGGAUAAACACUCAGGAGAGGCAAUUUACAAGAGUUUAAGAUAUGGUCUUCAUUGUUGAUAAUGCCGACAGUAACGGCAACUCAGCAGCACUCUCGGGCGCUUACUACUCUGUUCCACCUGCAGUGCAGAACCGGAAGUCAGUCCUGGCCGGGACUCUGCACUUCUCUCCUGAUGAUGGCAGAUUAGCACAAAUUUAG
Molecule: messenger RNA, 4217 nt
Organism: Porites lobata
Lineage: Eukaryota; Metazoa; Cnidaria; Anthozoa; Scleractinia; Poritidae
Source: the annotation of a GenBank genome assembly